AUGCCACCACUGUUAAACAAAAGAUCCAAAGCAGAGAAUGAGAAAGCUGAGUCUGACGAGAUCACAACCAUGGAAGAUCAGCAAUCUGAAAAGAUUAAAAAGAGUAACCACUCAGAAUCUUCAUCUUCAUCUCAAAGCACAGUAAAGAAGAGAUCAGCAUUUGAAGAUGUCACUAAUGCAUCUCAUGAUCAAUGUGUUCAGUCAAAGGAAGACAAUAUGGAGCUUAGAAGCCAUGUUUCCAAAAGGACAAAUAAGGGAGCUGGUGAAGUUACUCAGAAAAGAAGAAAACGUUCUAAGAUGGGACGUGGUACGUCAGUGUCAAACAUGGAGAAAGAGUUUGUUCUGGAUAUACCCAACAAACCUAAUACACUAACUACUGAGGAACCAGCUAUCUUUCAAAAGACAUUAGUUUUAAAUGACGAGUCUGAUAGUGGAGAGACAUGCUUUAUGAAGAGGACAUUAAAAAGUUGUGCAUUUCAUCAGGAGACACUUCUAAUUGAGCCACUAACCUUGCUGGAGGAAACUGAAGAUUUCAAUGAGUUUGAUUCAGAAGAGCUAAUGACUUCUGAAGAGAAGGAGGAACCUGAAGAGGUAACUAGGCAAACUUUGAGGCCACUAGAAGUUCAGCCAGUCACCCAUAAAAAUGGCUCAUUGUCCUCUCAGAAGUCAACUACUAAGAAGAAAGAUUCCCAUUUCCAUGGGCCAUCUGUACUGCCAGACAAGCAUAUUCCUCAAAUGGAGGCAUCCACUGUGAAAAAAUCCCUGGCUCUGCAAAAUCCUACCAGUGAGGAGAUGUUACAUUUUCCCGAAGCUACAGUUUUGAAGAAGCAGCAUAACAUGGAGGAGGUCCCUUACCUGAAGAAGUCCUCACCUUUAAGAAAGCAGCAACAGCUCCCUAAAAGGAGAGGUUUCUCCAGUAACUCUGCAGUAAAAGAAACAGUCACUAGUGAACAAUUGUCCUUUAAGAAGUCUACCACUGAGAAAGAUCCCCCUUUCCAGGGGUCUUUUACACUGCGAAAGAAGCAUAACAGUCCUGAGUCAUUGUCCAGAACACUGAAGAAGCGCUUUGUCACACCAAAGCCUCUCAUAGAUGAGGACUCAUAUUUUCAGUUAGAUUCAGCUUCUAAGAAACAGCACGUCAGCGAGGAGCCAGGCUCCAGCAAUAAGCCUAUAAAGUUAGAGAUGCAGCAGACUAUUACUAAAGAGACAGGGUUCCACUUGAAAAAUCCACCAACAGUUACUUCAGGAGCAAAGUCACUGACUAAAGAGCCACCACCCUUUGGAGAAGAAAAUACACCUUUACUGAAAAGCAAGUGUACUAGUCACACAAUAACCUUACAACAAGCACAGACAGAGUGGCAGGAAACGAUAGACGAAGAUAGAAGUUUGUUUUCUAUAAAGUGUGGAUCAUAUAGGGAGGAACCUACACCUGGGUUCCUGCAGAGUCCAUUGCCACCAAAUGAAAAUUGCUUAAUUUCACAAAAACUAUCCCUCUCGAUGUCAUUUGCCUCACAGACAAUCACCAGUCAAGAAAGAGCACAUAGUAAGGAAUCAGUGGCUUCAAGUGAUGAGGAGAACUUCUCUCAGGACCUAUUUUCUCCUUUCAGUUCUGAUGAAGAUACAUUGAAAUUCCAUAAGUCUUUAGACAUUCAAGAAAAGGUUGAUAGCAACAAUUACUCCCCCCCAAAAAUGUUUGUCUCCCAGGACAGUGUUUCUGAAGAGGAGUCCUUUUUAAGAAAGCUAUUUUGUAAGGACAGACACUCCUCCUCUGAAGAAUCAAGCCAAGAGAGGACGGUUGCUCUGGAACAGGAAUUCCUCUUAAAGAAAUUAUUGAAUGAGGACACCAGAAGUGAUGUUGAUGGCCCUCUUAGUCAUCAGUCACCUCACAUUCAGAACCAUUCUGGCACUAUGGAGGAGGCCAUGGAGGCCUCAGAGACCUCGGAGGAACCUUUAAACAUUCAGGAAGAAAUCAGCACUGAGAACAUAGUUGCCCUCAUGAAGUCGUUGAUCACAGAAGAUGAGUCUAUUAAGGAGACUUUUAUCAGGAAUUAUACUAUUGCCAUGGAAGCUCAUGCUGAGAAAUCCUUGUCCUUGGAAGAGUCCAGCGUUAAUGAGGUAGCAACUCUAAAGGAGCCCUUAUCUUCACAGGAGAAGCAUAGAGCUGUGCUGGUGACUGUUCUGAAGGAGCUACUUGUUUUAGUAAAGAAUCCCAGGCUGGAGAGGGUGGUCUUAGCCUUUCAAGAGAAUCCACCCAGUAAUGUAGAGACUCUCUUGAGGGAAGUAUUGGCAUUGGUGGAGAAUACUACAGCUGAUGAAUCUACUCUGAAGGAGCCCUUGGCCUUGCAGGAGAAUCCCAGCAUUAAAAAGUCAAGCCCCAAGGAUUCUCUAUCCUUUGAUCAUAAGCCUAACGCUGAGAAGAGUGAAAUAACCAGAACAUCAUUAACUGUUGAGGAGCUCAACAUGGAUACCCUUUAUGAGAGGGCAUUAGCACGGAGUCAUGGACUCAUUGCUGCAGACCAAUUGGCCUUUACAAAUCUACAGAAUUUUGAAGAGAGUAAAAUUGUUGACGAAGAGGAAUUUUUCAAAUCAUUCCUUGUCUUUGAAAAUGAGAAUAGCCCUAAUAUGUUCAGCAAUGCUUUUAAAGACAGAAAAGACAAUUCCAGUGAUGUCAUGUCAAGUUUAGAGAAAUUAAGUCCUGUCAUGAACUCCAAUCCACAUGUAUCUAGUUCCAGCUUUCAGUCAACUCUGGGUGGAAAAGAGACUGAGAUAAUCAUACUGGAUGACAGUGACACACUGGAAAGUAUUGAAUCGGAAGACUACAGUCCACCACUGAACUCUUCAUAUACCAAAGACAUCUUCAUUUACUUGAAAGAAAGAGAGGAAAUGUUCAUAGUUGAGAAAUACAUGCAUAGGCAGAUGGAACUCACCAGUGAUAUGAGAGCCAUUCUUGUGGACUGGUUGGUGGAAAUACAGACAUCAUUUCAGUUGAGCCAUGAGACCCUGUAUUUGGCAGUGAAGCUAAUGGAUCUCUACCUAAUGAAGGUACAAUGCGAGAAGAAUCAUCUACAACUCCUUGGUUCCACUGCCUACAUGAUUGCAGCCAAAUUUGAGGAAUCAUAUCCCCCUUCUCUGUCAGAGUUCUUGUACACUUGUGAAGAAGAUCUUUAUCAGAAGAAUGACAUGUUGUCCUUGGAACGCCACAUGCUGAAAACUCUCAACUUUGAAAUCAAUAUUCCCACUGCAUAUAAUUUUCUGCGUAGAUAUGCUUCGUGUAUCCAUGUUAGCAUGAAGACACUAACCUUAUCCCGCUACAUCUGUGAGAUGACCCUGCAGGAAUAUGAAUAUAUUGAAGAGAGGCCUUCAAAGCUAGCUGCAGCCUCCUUCGUCUUGGCCCUCUUUAUGAGGAAUCUCAACGACUGUGUUCCUACACUGGAAUAUUCUACUGGCUACCAAAUGGCAGAACUCCAUAUCGUGGUCAGGAAGCUAAACUAUUUGCUGAACCACCGAUCCGAAACUGUGCUCAAGAAUGUGUAUGAGAAGUAUUGUGAAGAGACCUACUUUGAAGUUGCCAAAAUCCCUCUUUUGAGCAAGAAAGAGCUGGAGGAUCUUUUGAAUUAUGCAUUAUUCAGCUGA
Messenger RNA from Apodemus sylvaticus (European woodmouse), 3633 nucleotides. RefSeq names its product cyclin B3 (gene Ccnb3). NCBI's taxonomy places the organism in Eukaryota, Metazoa, Chordata, Mammalia, Rodentia, Muridae. The record is from RefSeq and is a predicted model, not a curated record. The coding region runs from base 1 to 3633 and encodes 1210 amino acids. Gene Ontology annotation, cellular component: cytoplasm; nucleus; cyclin-dependent protein kinase holoenzyme complex. Gene Ontology annotation, molecular function: cyclin-dependent protein serine/threonine kinase regulator activity. Gene Ontology annotation, biological process: regulation of cyclin-dependent protein serine/threonine kinase activity; mitotic cell cycle phase transition. The transcript is spliced from 11 exons.